AUGCAAACAACUGAAUGCCCGCGUGCGAGUCCCAAACCUGAGGCUUCUUUGGGCGGCCGUCUCGUACUCCAACUUUUUUUCGCUUUGGUGCCAUGGUCUUUCACAAUAACGCACACGCACUACGUCUCUAUCAACAUCGGCGUCGUUUCCGUCGACGCACACGGUUCCCUCAAGGAGUCACUACAAAAUGAGACCUCGCUCGCCAGCAUCAGGGCCGGUCUCCGGCAGAACAGCGUCAUGGACAUCUCGUUUGACGAGUUCUUCGCCAAUGUCGAGUAUGUCAUGACUUCCCUCGCCCGGGAUAACGGCUUGCACCAAAAAAUUCAGGGUGUCACGCACCAGUCCAUGCUGGAUGCCAACAACGAGCACCUACUUGGGAAUCCCAUCUUCAGCCAGCUGUCCCGCGCUCAGGAGAAGAUGGCUACCGGCGCCCCGCGGGCUGAUAAAAUGGACCUCGAAAAGGCUUUAAGGAGCGUGAAGAAGAUUGAGGAGGCUGAGCAGCUCAUCCGGGAUGCCACACUGACCAAGUUCGCCGUCUUCCUCGACCGGUCCAUCGACGAGAUUAGAGUCGACCAGUCGCUGGCCACCAUUGGGCUCGACUCCCUUGUCAGUAUCGAGCUCAAGAAUUGGAUGAUUACCAAAGAACAGAUAGAUGCACCAGUGAGUGACCAGAUAGAAAGCAGUCAUGGCUUCUACUGUUGCAGGGCUAGCAAGGAGCUACUUAGACACCCGCUUGUCGAUCUUGACGAAGCAGUUAGGGACCUCCUAAACAGUAUCGGCCACUUUGCUCAUACGCGGGAAGAGUUCUUAGAGUUCAGCCGCAAAGCCCAUGCCCUCGCCGCACCGGGCAGUAUUGGCCGCAAGCUAUACAGCCAGCUCCGCGCGAAGGCAGAUGACCCAAGCGUGGAGAGCUGGAUCGCUGGCCCACUCCUGAAGGCGCUGCACAUCAAGAGACGAUAUCCUUUGGCACCAUUUAGCAACUUUCUUGGCACGCACUUUGACAGUGUUAUUCCGCACUCGCAAGCCGAGCGAGCGGCCGUCCUUACUAGGAGCUUGUGCGAGUUUAAGCGUGACCGCGAUGCUGGAAACUUGGAGCCCGAUUUUCUUGGAGAGAGGCCAAAUUGCGGCCACUCUCUAUCGUGGUUGUUCAACGCCGUAAGAGAGCCAAACAUAGGCUGUGAUAAAUUGAGGAGUUAUCCGGGUAAUGAGCACGUCGCCGUGUUGCGGAGGGGGCACCUGUUCAAGGUGCGCCUUCUGGAGGGAGACCGCAUCGUCUCGUAUCAAACGCUGAGGACGACGUACCAGGCCAUCAUUGACCUAACCCUCGAGGAAAAGUAUUGGACGGGCAUGCUGACCACAGACAAUCGCGACAAUUGGGCCACUAACCGACAGAGGCUUCUCUCCAUUGACGACAUAAACGCCAUGUACUUAGACACCAUUGAGACAUCUGUCUGCAUUUUGUGCCUUGACGAUGACAGUCUUGUCACACGUGAGGACCGUGUUCGCUCUGGGUACCUCGGCGACUCAUUCAACCGCUGGCACGACAAGAGUCUUCAGCUUGUAGUCACCGCUAACGGUCGCUCGGGAAGCAUCUUCGAGCAUUCCAUGAUCGACUUCAUGACCAUCUCGCAGCUCUCUCAAAGACUGCAGAAUGGCAUCAAUACCCUGACUCCUGGGAACUACACUCUCGACAAUAAAGCCGUCGAUCAUGCUAGCCUGGUGGAGAUCCCCUUGCUCACGACCGUAGAUAUUGAGGCACGUAUCAUUACGCUACGUAGCGAAUACAUAGCCGUCACAGCGGUGAAGAAAUAUACUUCGCACCUCAUCACUUCCUACGGCAAGGCCCUCUUUCUCGCCAACUCGGCGCCUAUCAAAGCAACCAUGGACUUAACAAUUCAACUCGCCAGCCGCUUGUACUUUGGCUAUCUGCCAGCGAGCUGGGAGACUGUUUCGACAGCACACUUUCAUCUGGGCCGUCCAGAGAUCGUGCAGGUGGUUCUUAGGUCAGUCGUUGACUUCUGUGACGCUGCGCUCGACAACGCAGUGCCGCGACCCGAGGCACGCAACAAACUAAUCCAGGCGGCGCGGGAGUGCAACGCGCAGAUUGUCAAGGGAACUGAGGGUCGGAACUACUUCCGUCUCAUGGACGUGCUCGAGGUGAUGAGUCAGGAGCAAGAGGAUGAGGAGAUCCCUGAAAUAUUCUCUGAUCCCGUUUGGAAGAGAGGUUAUCCGCGGCUGAUCAUGCAAACGAUGAUGGAAACGAAGCUGGCCGAAGAUCCAGGCUAUACAAUGGAGGACCCAGAGUCUGUGUGGAUGAACUACACGGUGAAUGACAAUUUUGUCGAGGUAUUAUUUGUCGGCGGAUACCACGUCUAA
Molecule: messenger RNA, 2376 nt
Organism: Phaeoacremonium minimum UCRPA7
Lineage: Eukaryota; Fungi; Ascomycota; Sordariomycetes; Togniniales; Togniniaceae
Product: putative mycocerosic acid synthase protein
Exons: 4
Coding region: 1-2376 (791 amino acids)
Biological process (GO): carnitine metabolic process
Cellular component (GO): peroxisome; mitochondrion
Molecular function (GO): carnitine O-acetyltransferase activity
Source: RefSeq, a predicted model, not a curated record